GCUAAGUUGUCGUGGCUCGCUGCUGACUACAUGUCAAAUUAGCUUCGUUGAGCUAUUCAGGGAAAUUUCUGGCAGCAGACUACUAGAAAGCGUGGCAGACGAGGAUCGCAGCGUAGCGAGUUACUAUGACGACAGAAAUCUCCACCUCCAUAAACAUCAAGGAGCCUCGAUGGGACCAGGGGACGUUUGUGGGCCGGGCCAAACACUUCUUCACGGUCACAGACCCCCGCAACGUCCUCCUCACCAACGAACAACUAGAGAACGCACACAAAGUCAUUAGUGACUACAGGCAAGGUGUGGUGUGCCCAGGGUUAACGGAGGACGAACUAUGGAGAGCCAAGUACAUCUUCGAUUCAGCAUUCCACCCAGACACAGGAGAGAAGAUGAUUCUGAUUGGACGCAUGUCAGCUCAGGUCCCCAUGAACAUGACCAUCACUGGCUGCAUGAUGACCUUCUACAAGACGACUCCAGCCGUAGUAUUAUGGCAGUGGAUCAACCAGUCCUUCAAUGCAAUAGUCAACUACACCAACAGGAGCGGAGAUGCUCCCCUCUCCGUUAAUCAGCUUGGCACAGCCUAUGUGUCUGCCACCACGGGGGCAGUAGCCACCGCUCUAGGGCUAAAUGCACUAACAAAGCACAUAUCUCCCCUCGUGGGGAGGUUGGUUCCAUUCGCUGCUGUUGCUGCUGCUAACUGUAUCAACAUCCCUCUCAUGAGGCAAAGGGAACUAAAGCAUGGGAUUCCAAUAACGGACGAGAACGACAACCGGUUAGGAGAGUCAACGAACGCCGCCCAGCAAGCUAUUAGCCAGGUGGUGGUGUCCAGAAUCCUCAUGGCCUCUCCUGGAAUGGCUAUCCCACCAUUUUUAAUGAAUGCCUUGGAAAAAAAAGCCUUCUUGAAGAAGUUCCCAUGGAUGAGUGCACCUAUUCAAGUGGGCUUGGUGGGAUUCUGCCUGGUGUUCGCCACUCCGUUGUGCUGUGCGCUGUUCCCCCAGAAGAGCUCCAUGUCAGUGAGCCGACUGGAGGCCGAGCUGCAGGAGAAGAUCCGUGCGAGCCACCCCGGGGUGGAGAGGGUCUACUUCAACAAAGGACUAUGAGUGUCCGGCGCCACGCUAGCCCCGCGGCGCCGCCGGGCCACCCUGGCAGCAUCUGGGGCAGACCCCGCCCCCAGUCACCGUGGGCCAUCCUC
This is a messenger RNA of Esox lucius (northern pike), 1186 nucleotides long. RefSeq names its product sideroflexin 1 (gene sfxn1). The transcript is spliced from 11 exons. Bases 126 to 1094 code for a protein of 322 amino acids. Gene Ontology annotation, cellular component: mitochondrial inner membrane. Lineage: Eukaryota; Metazoa; Chordata; Actinopteri; Esociformes; Esocidae. The record is from RefSeq and is a predicted model, not a curated record. Gene Ontology annotation, biological process: monoatomic ion transport; serine import into mitochondrion. Gene Ontology annotation, molecular function: monoatomic ion transmembrane transporter activity.